UACCUUCUACCAGCUUGUAGAGUCGCAACGGCAAUCCGGUUUGCUUUAUGUACCUAGUUGGGAGGCGAUAACCUAUAAGGCAGUCGAAACUUAUGCAUAAGUCCUAGAACUAUACGUAUGCACCGCUCCGUCCCGAUAUUACCUGCAUCCAGUCAAACGGAUUGUCAAAAGAUUGUCUGCCGCAAGUCUCGGCACCACUGAUUAGAUCUGCAACUCUGCAGCUGCUUUUCCGCAAGUUAAAAUAAAGAAACAUCGCUAGGUGUCCUCCGGGACAACCUAGCUCUUCAAGGUGGCUUCGAAUCAGGCAAUCUUGGCAUCGGCUAGUGCCAUCAAGAACCUUACUACAUUAUUACCACCUGCAUUACAGAAUUGCGUCCAGGCAACAGUUGACCAUCUCUCCGAAGCUGUCGUCGGAUCCAGAGAGUACCUUGCUUCGCAGGGAGUUUCGUAUUCAACAUUAGCCUACAGUUCCGCUGUGCUUGCCUUACCUUUCAUGAUGAUGUCCCGGUUUUGGGGUCGUAGCCGCGACAACAUAUCGCCAUACGCUUCACAGACCGACACUCAGGGCGUACCUCAUGUCACCGAAGAUGACUUUAGCUAUAUAACGUCCGAAGAUCUUGAAACCACCCUACCAUCUUCUUCCCGGGCCUAUGACCCUCAAAGUCGACGAGCUCCACCUCCUGCUAACCUCGACGAUGACGUUCUCCUAAUCAAAAACAAGGGUGUUACAUAUCCUGUACAUUUCCCUGCAUAUUCUAUCGGCGAUGGUAAACUACUUGUGAGAGAUGUGCGGGUUCGCGUGGGAUUAGUCAUGGAUCUCAGCGACCGUCGGACUCGUCGUAUGAAGAUGCUCUACAAAGGCCGUCAACUCACAGAGCAGGAUGUCCCCAUUCGCGACUACGGUGUGAAGAACAAUAGCGAGUUGCUAGUUGUAGUACCUGAGGGAAAACUAAGCGAUGAGGAUGACGAGAGCAGCAGCGAGGAAGUUAUCGUUACAGAGGAUCAACAGAAGUCGAAGAAGGCCAAGAAGAACAAGGGUCGGAAGAAGAAGAAAGAUCGCAUCGACCCCCGCGAAAGUACUGCAAAUCUCGAAGUACCCGGACAGCGAGAACGAGAGACUAGGAAGCCGUCUCCAGAUCCGCCUAUUCACCCAUCCAGGGUACCGUCUCCCGCAGUGCCUUCAGGACCUAAAGGCAAGAUAGACGCGAUUAGAUCCCAUUUCGACGCACAACUCUUGCCAGUUUGUCAGCAGUUCUUAGAUAACCCGCCUAAAGAGAAAAAGAGAUUGGAAGAUGAACAUCGGAAGCUAAGCGAAACGAUCAUGCAGCAUGUGUUACUGAAAUUAGACGAGGUAGAUACGGGAGGUGACCCGGAUGUCAGAGCGAUGAGGAGGGAGCUCGUGAAGUAUGUCCAGGAUGUCUUGACAGACAUCGAUGAACGUCUACCUCUUUCCAGUAGACCUAAGGAUAGGUGAUCUAUGAGCAUGCAUCUCUUCCUACUUGCGGGUUCUAGAACUAUCAUAUUUUCUGAGAUUCACCUCUACCUUAGAUUGCUGUCCAAGCUACUCCAUCACGAUAGUAUUUCACUAGUUCUACCUAGCACAUAUCUGAUUGGCAAACGACGGGUUCAUAGGCCAGAUAGAUAUCGAUGCAUUAUCACAAGACGGGUUGACAAUAUUACAUAUAUUGUACCCAAGGAAUGGUUGCAUAGAAGGAGAGAGAAAAAUAAAUCAAGCCCGAAUGAAUAGGAAAUGGCGAGAUGCCUAGGUACCUAUAUACAUUUACAUGGCCAAUGAUGAAUGAUGUACGUUACAGGGUUGAGGCGAACAUUGAAGCCAUCGUGAGAAGCACAUCCUGCCUAAACUCUAUUAUGGUAAGUACAUGUAUAAGGUAAGCAGAAUAGGUACAUGCACCCAAAAAGUGGGCAAUUGGAAUAAGUAUUAGGUUAUACGAGCCCUAGGUGC
Messenger RNA from Daldinia decipiens, 1963 nucleotides. Its product is annotated as BAG domain-containing protein. The coding region runs from base 494 to 1474 and encodes 326 amino acids. The transcript has a single exon. Lineage: Eukaryota; Fungi; Ascomycota; Sordariomycetes; Xylariales; Hypoxylaceae. The record is from RefSeq and is a predicted model, not a curated record. Gene Ontology annotation, molecular function: protein-folding chaperone binding.